CUGGUCUUCGAUGCCGCAGCUAGCACAAAUGGUUUGUCAUUAAAUGACUAUCUACUGAAGGGGCCGGACCUACUUACAUCUCUGUUCGGCAUUAUGGUAAGAUUUAGGGAGAACAGAGUAGCGGUGACCGGCGAUAUAAAAGAUAUGUUUUUAAGGAUAAAGGUAAGAGAAGAAGACCAGAACGCACUCAGAUUUCUGUGGAGAAGCAGUCCUGCAGAACAUGAAAAAACGUACGUGAUGACGUCAUUAAUAUUUGGCGCGAAAUGUUCACCGUUCAUAGCUCAAUUUAUUAAGAAUAAAAACGCACUAAGGUAUGAGUCAUCGAUGCCAAACGCCGUAGCAGCGAUAUGUAAUCAACAUUAUAUGGAUGACUACAUAGACAGUUUGCCAGACGAGGCCGCCGCCAUAACAAUGGUACGUAAUAUUAGUAAAAUUCACAAAUCAGGUGGUUUUCAUAUUUGUAAUUGGACUAGCAACAGUCCAGCCGUAUUGGAUAGUAUUCCAAAGGAGUCCUUAGGUACUACGGCCGUAAAGUUCAAAAUAGAUCAAGAAUGCGAAGGUGAACGUACGCUCGGAUUGAUAUGGUACCCGCGCGAAGACGAGUUGGGGUUCGAUGUGUCUCUCAAGCGCAUACCACAUGACAUAAUUAAUGGUAAGAAUAGACCAACAAAAAGAGUUAUGCUCAGAGUCAUAAUGUCAAUAUUCGAUGUAUUUGGAUUCUUAUCGCCAUUUUCUAUACAAGGUAAAAUAAUGUUGCAAGAUACCUGGCGCGCUGGAAUCAGCUGGGACGACUUAGUAACAGAUGACAUACAUAAAAAAUGGUGUCAGUGGGUCAAUGUACUAACGAGUGAAAUAAAAAAUAUCCGUCUGCCGAGGUGGUAUCAAGCAGCGACGAGUGGGAGCGAGUCAGCGAUAAAACGUAGCACAUCAGUUCAGGUAAACAUAACCUCUCUCACCUCUCUUACAUCUACAAGCGUAACCGAACGGGCUAUCGGCUACGAAACUGGCGUAGCUAAUAGCUGCGCUACGACAUCCCGCUGCAAUGACGUAGUGACAGGCGCUACGAAACAGGUUUUGGCUGGAAGUGAAUAUAGUAAUUUAGAGUUACACUUGUGUUGCGAUGCGUCGACUAAAGCAAUGUGCGCAGUCGCAUACUGGCGAUGGUACGUAAAUAAAGAUAUAUGUAUGUCAUUCAUAGCUAGCAAGUGCCGUGUCGCGCCCGUGAGUCAUACUACCGUGCCGCGUUUGGAAUUGCAAGCUGCUUUAUUGGCUGCGAGGUUGGCAGAUACAAUAAUCAGAGAACACAAAAUAAAUCCAGUAAGGCGUUAUUUUUGGUGCGACUCUAGUACCGUGCUACACUGGAUAUGUAAUAAUACACGUAGCUAUAAAACGUACAUAGCAAACCGGCUGGGUGAAAUAGACGAGCUAAGCCGCCCUGAGGAGUGGCGGUAUGUACCUACAAAAUUAAAUGUUGCUGAUCUCGCUACGAGAGAAAAUUACGACUAUUCUCUUUUUAAAAAUGAAUGGUUUAGAGGUCCGUCAUUCUUAUACAGCGAUGAGUCAUCGUGGCCGGUGAAUAUAAUCGAUAAGAUAAAUGAAAUGAGUUUAGAACGAGUAAUGAUAAUACAACAUGAAGAUUGUAACUUACCUGUACCUGACCCAGGAAGAUUUUCAUGCUGGUUACGACUGGUAGUAAGUUACUUACGUUAUCUCCAUUUCUGGAUGAGUACGGGAUUCUCCGUGUCGGCGGCCGCAGAUGCUGCACCGGAUGUUGAACCUGAAAUGAAGAGACCUAUCAUCUUGGACGGGCGUAGUCAGGUAUCUCAAUUAAUUGUUAGAUACAACCAUGUGAAGACAGCCCACGGGAACCAGGAAACCGUUGUAAACAACCUGAAACAGAAAUAUUGGAUUAUUAGAAUACGUCCAACCGUAAAACAUGUAGCAUAUAAAUGUAUGUUUUGUAGAAUAAAAAGAGCAAAACCACAGGUACCGAGAAUGGGAGAGCUGCCUGAAGCACGACUGGCUCAUCAUCAGCGUCCUUUCACACACUGUGGUCUGGAUUUGUUUGGACCCAUGGAGGUCACUGUGGGGAGACAUAGAGAGAAAAGGUAUGGAGUUUUAUUUACUUGUUUGACCGUCCGUGGAAUCCACUUAGAACUGGUAUCAUCACUUACCUCUGACUCCCUCAUUAUGGCUCUUCGUCGAAUGGCAGCAAGACGCGGUUGGCCUCGUAUGCUGUACUCUGAUAAUGGUACAAACUUGAGAGGCGCUGAUGCUGAGCUGAAGAAGUCUAUAAAUGAGGUAGAUUUUGAUAGGCUAACAAAUGAAGCAGCUAAUAAUGGAGUGGAAUGGACCUUCAUCCCGCCUGCCAGUCCCCACUGGGGUGGGGCAUGGGAGCGACUUAUUAGGAGUGUCAAGACUUCACUUAGGGUAAUUUUAAAAGAACGUGCACCACGUGAAGAAGUACUCAACACGCUCCUGACGGAAGUUGAGAAUAUUGUCAACAGUCGACCCUUGUCACAUGUAUCGGUAGAAGUAGGUAGUAGUGAGUCUCUAACUCCUAAUCAUUUUAUGUUGGGUUCGUCAUCAAAUUUGCCAACUGUUGGUGUAUUUAAUGACUCUGAUUUGUACCUACGUAAACGGUGGCGUAAGGCGCAGAGGCUCGCUGACAUGUUUUGGAAGCGGUGGGUCAGAGAAGUGCUUCCUGACCUAAUACCUAGGCGUAAAUGGCAGUACGACCAGACACCGAUACAGGUAGGUGAUUUUGUACUUAUUGUCGAUCCUGAUGCACCUCGUAAUUUCUGGCUGAAAGCUGUGGUUCAGCAGGUGUUUCCAGGAAGGGAUGGUCGAGUUAGGGUCGUAGAAUUGAAAACUAAGACUGGCAUUUUGAAACGGCCGGUGACGCGUGUCGUUCGUAUUUCGAUGGAUAAUGAGUGCUGA
This is a messenger RNA of Achroia grisella, 2940 nucleotides long. RefSeq lists its product as uncharacterized. Gene Ontology annotation, biological process: DNA integration. Lineage: Eukaryota; Metazoa; Arthropoda; Insecta; Lepidoptera; Pyralidae. Gene Ontology annotation, molecular function: nucleic acid binding. The coding region runs from base 94 to 2940 and encodes 948 amino acids. The transcript is spliced from 2 exons. The record is from RefSeq and is a predicted model, not a curated record.